GCAUGAUGGGCUCAGAUGGCGGGCCGCAGGGCCCCUCUUCCCCGGCUGUGGGCCUUUCUCUCCUCCAUCCCACCCCCGACGUUGGUUCGCGCCCCGGAUGCCCAGGAACGGACUUUGCGCGGACGUUCGCCCCGGGCGCAGACCUCGCGCGUCCCCGCCGGAGGUCGGUCGUCGUCUGCGCUGUGGGCGUCGUCGCGAUCCCGAACCAUGGCGCUCGCCGUCCGAGUCGUUUAUUGUGGCGCUUGAGGCUACAAGCCCAAGUAUCUUGCCCUUAAGAAGAAGCUGGAAGAUGAGUUCCCCGGACGCCUGGACAUCUGCGGCGAGGGGACCCCCCAAGUCACCGGCUUCUUUGAAGUGAUGGUGGCAGGGAAGUUGGUUCACUCCAAGAAGGGAGGCGAUGGCUACGUGGACACGGAGGUCAAGUUCCUGAAGCUGGUGGCCGCCAUCAAGGCUGCCUUGGCUCAGGGCUGACGUGCCCGGAAGGCAGAGUCCAGCGGCCUUGGCCCGGCCCCCUCGGCACCUGCUUCAUGACAGGAAGGGCUGAAAUGUCCCCAGGACGCCUGGUCCUUCCCUGAGGUUCUCACGGACGCCGAGCGGGGCAGAGAUCGACGCCCCUGGGCUUUGCCUGUGUGUGUGUGUGUGUGUGUGUGUGUGCGCGCGCGCGCCUGUCCCCGGGAGUCUGGCUUUGCACACUGGUCCUGCUCCUUCCUCUCCCCGACCCUUCCCCGUCCCCUGCCUCCCCUGGGUGUCCCUGUCCUCCGUCUGGUGUGUGGGAUGGUCCCGCUCCAGGCCCCCUUCUCAAGGGGGAGCUGAGAGAGGGACCCGGAUGAGUGGGUCUCAGAAUUCAGAACGUUUGCAACGGUUUGUGAUUCAGUAAACAUCAGGUGACUUGAACAAAA
Molecule: messenger RNA, 899 nt
Organism: Equus quagga
Lineage: Eukaryota; Metazoa; Chordata; Mammalia; Perissodactyla; Equidae
Gene: SELENOW
Product: selenoprotein W
Exons: 6
Biological process (GO): response to selenium ion
Cellular component (GO): cytosol
Source: RefSeq, a predicted model, not a curated record